Molecule: messenger RNA, 2557 nt
Organism: Quercus robur (English oak)
Lineage: Eukaryota; Viridiplantae; Streptophyta; Magnoliopsida; Fagales; Fagaceae
Product: protein DETOXIFICATION 12-like
Exons: 7
Coding region: 911-2383 (490 amino acids)
Biological process (GO): xenobiotic detoxification by transmembrane export across the plasma membrane
Cellular component (GO): membrane
Molecular function (GO): antiporter activity; xenobiotic transmembrane transporter activity
Source: RefSeq, a predicted model, not a curated record
ACCUUCAUCUUUUCUUCUCUGACUUUUGUAUAAUCUUUAAGCAAGAUAUUCUCUUUAUCACAUAAUUAUUCAACUUGUGCCUCUUGUUCUUAUUCUUCAAAAUCACCUUUUUCCCAUCCUCUUGUUUUGAAGCUUCUUUAAUUUCAAAAUUUGGCUUCACACACUCAACCUCCAAAAUUGUAUCUUCCUUUGAUAUGUGAAAGAUAUAACUCAAACUAUUAAUCCCCACAUAUGAAUUUAGAUGCUUAAACUCGUAACUUAUAUAAUGCAAAAUCUCAUAAUAAUCACAAUAGACAAAGAAAUCUUUUUCUUUUUCUUUUUUUUUCUUUUUUUCCUUUCUCAUUAUUUGUCAAGAACAAAUUUCACACUUAUCUCAACACACUAUCAUCUUGAAUGCAAUCCCACCAUUUGGCCAUAUCACUCUCUAACUUAUAUGAAACAAAUUUUACUUUUUCUUCUUCAAAUACCUCUGCUCAAUAAUCAAAAUAAUCUUCCAAAUCAAGAAUUCAGUCAACAAAUAACAUUUAUGCAUUAUUUUAUUUUAAAAAAUUGUUGUAUCUAAGAACGCAUCCACAAAUAGCCGCCUCAAGGUAGAUCUCCAGUACAAUUUUUCUUAUUACUUCCACAAUUCUUAUUGGUGUAAAUCCUUUUACCAACAAAAAUAAAUAAAUAAAUACCAUUUUAACUUUAAUCAUAGGAAGAGAAUGGUUAGUGCACGACUAGAUCAUGAAACAGUUUGAAUACUCAAGGUAGAGCUUUGGAUCUAUCACCAAAAAAGAAAAAAAAAAAAAAAAAAAAAAGAAGAAGAAGAAAGACAGAGACCAGGACUCUCUCCUUCUCUGUUUUUUCCUUAGACCUCUCAUAUUCCACGUUUGAGCUACAGAGGCGGCUAAGAGACAGAGAGAAAGACAUGGAAGAGAGUUUAUUAGCAAAAGGGAUCAAAGAAGAGAAAAGAAAACCAGAAACUCCAUCUCUAACAUGGGUUACUUUCACUGGGGAGCUCAAGAGGUUGGGAUUCUUGGCUGGUCCUAUGGUGGUCGUGACUCUAUCACAGUACAUGUUGCAGUUCAUUUCAUUAAUGAUGGUGGGUCAUCUGGGUGAACUUGCUCUCUCUAGCACUGCUAUAGCCAUCUCUCUUUCUGCAGUCACUGGCUUCAGUCUUCUUUUAGGAAUGGCCAGUGCGCUAGAAACUCUAUGUGGGCAAGCUUAUGGUGCUCAGCAAUAUCAAAAAAUUGGAAUUCAAACUUACACUGCUAUAUUUUCUCUAAACCUUGUCUGUCUUCCUCUGUCUUUGCUAUGGAUGAACAUGGGAAAGUUACUAAGUUUGAUAGGCCAAGACCCUCUAAUUUCACAUGAGGCUGGGAAAUUCACAAUGUGGCUUGUUCCUGCACUCUUUGCUUAUGCGACACUUCAACCACUCAUUAGAUACCUUCAGACACAAAGUCUAGUCAAGCCAAUGCUUAUAAGCUCUUUUGUAAUUCUAUGUUUUCACAUACCACUAUGUUGGGUUUUAGUAUUCAAGUCUGGACUGGGAAACCUUGGAGCAGCUUUAGCUAUGGGAAUUUCAUAUUGGUUAAAUGUGAUUUUGCUUGGAUUAUAUGCGAAGUACUCUUCUGCCUGCAAAAAAACCCUUGUUCCAAUUUCUAAGGAGCUGUUCCAAGGAAUUGGGGAGUUUUUCCGCUUUGCUAUCCCUUCUGCUAUAAUGGUUUGCCUCCAGUGGUGGUCUUUUGAGCUUCUUAUACUGUUGUCUGGUCUUUUACCUAAUCCGCAACUUGAAACUUCAGUUCUUUCUGUGUGUCUCAAUACGAUUGGAACACUCUAUUCAAUACCGUAUGGACUCAGUGCUGCAGCAAGUACUAGAAUUUCAAAUGAAUUAGGAGCAGGAAACCCACAAGCUGCUCGUGUGGCUGUCUUUGCUGUAUUGUUUCUUGCAAUCACAGAGACCAGUAUAAUAAGCACAAUCCUUCUUGCAAGCCGGAGUGUUUUUGGUUACACUUUUACCAACGAGAAGGAAGUUGUGGACUAUGUGACAACCAUGGCUCCCCUGGUUUCUCUGUCAAUUAUACUGGACAGCUUACAAGGGGUACUCUCAGGUGUUGCUAGAGGAUGUGGGUGGCAACAUAUAGGAGCUUAUGUCAACUUGGGGGCGUUCUAUCUUUGUGGGAUUCCAGUUGCUGCGGUUCUGGGUUUCAUGACAAAUUUAAGAGGAAGGGGCCUAUGGAUUGGAAUACAAACUGGUGCUUUUGUUCAGACAGUUAUGCUCUCAAUGAUAACAAGUUGCAUAAAUUGGGAAAAACAGGCAAGCAAUGCAAGGGAGAGGAUAUUUGAGGGGAAACUUCCACAAGAUAAUAAUGAGAAUGAGCAGAGAAUUUUGGUGAGCUAAAUAAUGUUAUUAUUACUGUUGUAACUUGUAAGGAAUAAGGAGGAACAUUGAUUAUAUGAGCUAGUCCCUAACCCGUGCGAUGCACGGAAAAACUAUUGAUUAUGAAAAAAAAUCCAGUAAUGAAUGAAGAAUUUAAGCUAUUACACUAUGAAUGAAGAGUUUAAGCUAUCACCU